Leptosia nina is the source of this 273-nucleotide messenger RNA. Lineage: Eukaryota; Metazoa; Arthropoda; Insecta; Lepidoptera; Pieridae. The record is from the annotation of a GenBank genome assembly.
AUGUCUAGCACGUCACAAAAACAUAGGAAUUUUGUCGCCGAACCCAUGGGCGACAAGCCGGUGACUGACCUAGCUGGCGUGGGAGAAGUUUUAGGAAAGCGGUUAGAGACUGCCGGUUUCGAUAAGGCUUAUGUGGUCUUAGGUCAAUUUCUAGUAUUGAAAAAGGACCGUGAGUUAUUUCAAGAAUGGAUGAAAGAAACAUGUAAUGCAAAUUCAAAACAAUCUACUGACUGCUACCAAUGUCUAAGUGAUUGGUGUGAUGAGUUCUUGUAA